AUGGCAGCUUCCGGGUUUACAUUGGAAGCUGUCAGAGAAUUUAUCGAACAACGGGGCAAUAAAGUCACAAAUCACGAACUCGUUACAAGAUUCAAGGCCGAUUUAAAUGAUCCACAAUUCAAGGGUAAAAAUCGAGAAAAUUUCAAGGAUUUUGUAAAUACUCUAGCAACUAUCAAAGUAGAUGAGAGAGGUGAAAAGGUUUUGGUGCUGAAGAAGAAAUUUCGAUCCGAUGCUAAGGAACAGGGUCAGAAGGUCAAUGACAACCAGGACCCACGAAAUGAUAUCCGUGCUCACUCUGAGCCUCCAGCAAACCCAGGGGGUUCAGAUCAAGUUGAUGGAGGUGGCAUGUCUAAAGUACGCAGUGAGACAAAUAUCACUUCAAGGGAGACAACUCCAGAAAUGUCCAUGACUAGUAGCGCCAGUAUGGGAACAAUAUCUGUAUCAUCAGCAGCAUCGUCCACGGUGUCCAGGGGUUCCCAGCAGUCCAUUGCCUCCAGUACAGACUUGGAUGAUGUCAAUGCCUCAAUCAUAAGUGUCAAGGACCGUGCCAAACAUUUGAAUCGCAUGGAGACAGAGUCUGAAUUACAACGAGUCAGCCAUCAUAAAAAGAAAGACAUAAGAUCACGUGAUCGAGAACGAGAUGUUGAUGAGGACUCCCACUCCUCAGGAUCUGCCUAUACUUUGUUGGAACCUCAUGAGCGUGAGUGGUUGGUAGUUUGUGCCUCCGGAGAUUAUCAUCCCAUGCACAAACUCCUCUCCAAGAAUCCUGACUUGGUGAGAGUGAGGGACUUCACAAAUACAGCUGUACAUUGGGCUGCUAAACAUGGUAACCCUGAGGUUCUGAAGCUUGUGUUGGGCAAGACAAACAUUGACAUCAACAAGAGAACGGAUACAGUCGAGUAA
Messenger RNA from Ylistrum balloti, 903 nucleotides. RefSeq names its product ankyrin repeat domain-containing protein SOWAHC-like. The record is from RefSeq and is a predicted model, not a curated record. The coding region runs from base 1 to 903 and encodes 300 amino acids. Gene Ontology annotation, molecular function: protein binding. Lineage: Eukaryota; Metazoa; Mollusca; Bivalvia; Pectinida; Pectinidae. The transcript is spliced from 9 exons.